GGUAUGUGCUGAACGCGUCAUCGUGUUUUCCUGAACGCAGCUGAAGAUGUAAACAAGAGGAUUGGCGAGUGCGAAAGCUCGUUUUGUCCACUAUUACCUUUCAUGAUUGUCCUUAUUUAAUCGCACAAAUCAGCAAUGGGUCUCCCUGUUACUAUUAAAGUGAAUUUCAGGGGAAAUGUAAAGAGAUUUGUUGCUCCAGAUUUGGACAAAUCGGAAUGGGAGUCGGUGGAAGCCUGGAUAAAAGCAUCAUUUGGAAUAAGCCAUUUUCAAGUGAAAUAUUUUGAUGAGGACAACGAGGAGGUUUCCAUCAACAGUCAAGAGGAAUAUGAGGAGGGUGUGAAGAGUGCAGAGAAGCAGGGGAACCAGUUGCACAUGAACGUUUACAAGGCGAAGCAGGGGCAGGCUGGGCCGGGCAAGACCCAAGAAGUGAAGGAGCUGAAGGGGGAACUCCGGCCAGCCCCGCCGUACCCCUCCAGGGUCAAAACUGUGGACAAAGGCACACAGGUCACUCCCGAGAGAGAUGCUGUGGUUGUGAAGGACAACAAAGUAACUAAGCCAGAGGAUAAACUUCCCCCAGCUUGGUUUAGAUCUUACAUGGAAAAAUUCAAGGAUGAGGUGGUGAAGGAGGUAGUGGAGAGGAUGUGCAGUGACUUCUCUGGCCAGUGUUGCACCCACAAGACCCCCAACUGUGAUGGGCCUCUCGAGGCCCUUGGAGCAGUGGGCGGAGUCAAUAUCAAAGGCCCAAAGGUGAACUCCUCCACCGGCCCCCCCGCCUACUCCUCAUUGGGCUACACUCCGGAAUGCAGCAAAUGCAAGAGACCAGCCACCGAUGGAGCUUAUCAGUGCAGAGUGUGUCCGUCCUGUAUCUUAUGUGAGCUGUGUCGACACAGCCACGACCCCAGUCACAACCUAGUGAGAACCAAGACUCCCCUCUCCAUCCCUGAGCAUGGGAUGUCAGGAGAAUUAAGGUUUCCAAGGCGAGGAGACCGGACCGUGCGCAAGGCUGAGCGUCAGCGCCUCAAAGCCGAGCGGAGGCAGCUGAAGGCCGAGGUGAAGGAGAUUAAGAAGAAGCUGAGGCUGGAGAAGAGGGGCCUGCAAUGGAGCAGCCCUGCUUCUACCUCCGCCAGAUCCAACGUGGCCACCACCCAGGCCCCUGCUGCUGCCCCAGCACCAGGCCCUGCCCCAGCACCAGGCCCUGCCCCAGACCCCCAGGCUUCCAGUCCAGAGGGUCCCGAGGUCUCCUACACCACCUUGGUGCCCACUAUGGCUGCCUUGUUUCUGGAUGAAAAUCUGCCUGACGGGACCCGCCGAGAGCCCGGCACCAAGUUCAUCAAGUAUUGGAAGAUGAAGAACUCAGGCAUCAUCAACUGGACCUCCGAGACCAAGCUGAUGUGCAUGUGGGGUAACCUGGCACUGGCAUUGGAGGAGAAGCGUGAGGUGGCCGUGCCCCUCCUGCAGCCGGGCCAGGUGGGCGUGGUCAGUGUGGCCUUCAUCGCCCCGGUGAUGGAGGGCACCUACACCUCCCACUGGCGCCUUGCACACUGCGGAGAGCAGUUUGGCCCUCGCGUGUGGUGCAGCAUUGUGGUGGCCCCCAGCACCAGCCCACACGCCAACUGUCCACAGAACAAAUGCCUGGAGGUGGAGCCCGGGCCUGUGAAGGUGGAGGGGAUGUCGAGUAACAGCUCCAGGGACAGUGGUCUGGCCGUGUCUGUAGACUACUGCCACAGAGACUACCACUUCCCCUCUGUAGACCUGCUCACUGCACAGGCUCUUUUGUCCUUUGAAUUGCUGGAUAUUAACGUUGUGCAAGAGUUGGAGAAAGUUCCAAACAACACCCCAGUCGAUCUGACCCCCUGUGUGUCCCCUCUGCCCCACAAUGGCCCUCUACUGGAGCGCCCAGGCACCGACCAGGUCGAAAACAACACGGAGAUGAACCGGGUCAACAACCUGCUAGGAGUGAACGGGGAGAACUCUGACCCACCUGGCCACGAGGAGGAAGACAUCAGCGGGACUCAGUUUGUGUGUGAGACGGUGAUCCGCUCCCUCACCCUCGAGGAGGCUCCCGACCACAAUCCCCCUCACAGACAUCAGCCCAGCUACUGCAAGCCCAAAGUUUUUGGAGCUGUAGCCUCGGGCCCUGUCUUCGGCUAUGAGAGGAACGUAUUGGACACCGCAUUAAGAGUGACAGGUCCAGAUUUGCUGAUGAUGGGUGUUAUGAGAGAUCAAGGUUCACCUCCAGGCCUUCCCCAGAUCACACUUUCAGAGGAGACUGUCACAGAGGUGCUUCUGGCCCCAGAGGUUGAGAAUGUGUACAUGGAGCUGUAUGCAAUGAAGGAGGAGGACGAGGAAGACAACAAAGGCAGAAAGGAUGUGAAGGACCAGAAAGCCGAGGAUAAAGAAGAUGAAAAGGAUGACAACUACGUGGAGAUUGAAGAGGAGAAAGAACAUGAGGAGGAAGAAGAAGAAGAACGAGCGGACGGGGACGAGGUGAGCAGCCAAAUCUCCACCUUGUCCUCGUCCUCCUGCGAGGACUACGUCAUAGUCCUGCCGGACUGCUUCGACACCAGUCGGCCGCUGGACGAGUCCACGUACAGCUCCACCCUCUCGGAGCCUGUCACUACCGCAGCCGUGGAGCAGGAGGUGGCGCCAGACUCUGAGCCUGAAGAGCUGGACAGAGCCACCCCAGAGGGGGAGAGGCAAGAGAGGGGCGAGGCUGCAGCCACAGUCACGGAGACCACCAUCCACAGCAGUGUCAACCAGAUGCUGUGUGCCUCCCAGACGCUGGAUGCUGUCCCCCUUGCCCCUGAGGUGGUGCCGCCGCCGGUCUCUCUCCUGCCCCCACAGGCCCUGUACACACACAGGUCUGAAGCAGUCCACGUUGCAGAGCCAACAAGUCAACGAGCGUCUGGACCAGUAGAACCAUGCCAACCAGUGGUCCAUUUAAAUGUAUCUAGUACAACCAGACCAUCGGGCUUAGCCAGUGCCUUGGAGACGUACAACUCCAGCCCCUGCAGCUCCCUGCGCCCAAGGGGCCAAGGCGGUAUCACGGAGGGACUAGUAAAGGGGGUUCUGUCAGUGGCAGCGUCCGCCUAUAAGGCUCUCUUCAAUGGACAGAGCUGCUCCACACAGCGUGGUGUGGACCCGGCCAGCCAGGACGCCUCCAUGAUGGCCGUGCUGCUGGAGAUGGGCUUCAGGGACCAGCGGCUCAACCAGUGGCUGCUGAUGAAGCACAGGCACAACCUUCUGCACACUGUCAACGAGCUGGUCGCCAUGGCCGACAACACGCUACUGACGGGCCGGUCGGCCAAUCAGCCAGGCCGCUACACGACCCCUGACACCCAAUGAGAGGGGGGGGGGGGGUCAUUUUGCCACUGAUGUCAGGUCAUGUGCUUUACCUAUUGACAGGGCCAGGGUAGGUUCUCUGUCCCAAAGAGAAUGGAGGUUGUGAAUGUAAUCAGAAUUCCAAUCUUCUCCAUUGUGUUGGGUAUUGAGACUAUUCUUGUUGUUUUGAAGGACUUACAUGGUUGAGUCACAGGGGGAUUCAAUUACAUAGGAAUGCUAAAGAACUGAGAUGUCAGAUUUAUUUUAGAUAUAGUAGUGAAUUGGCCUAAACAAUGCAAUAUUGUAUGUAUGUAUCAAAAGUACUGUUAUCCUAGAUGUCUGGCUACAAGCAACAUUUGACCUGUGGAUUGUAUAAGGAACAGACACUGCAGACUAAGGAAAUAAGCUGUUUCUUUUUAGGAGACACCUGCAUGUCAGUUUUAAGCACACGAGUCAUACUUGUGGUACUAUAGGACUCGCAUCUAUAAAUGUUGUCUGCAUCACACUUGUACUAAUUUUCCUCUUUCACAUUGUAAGAAUCAUCCCCUUUCUUAUAUUUCUAUCAUACAACACUACGUAUAUCCAACCAUAACAUUCCUAAGUUUGUUCAUGGAACCAAGUUUCUCAUAGGUUGUUUUUAUGAAUGGUAAUCAGUGACCGAGUCAUGGUGAUUUGAGUGCAUAGGUUUCAAACGUUGUAGGCCUAUACUGUGUUUGACAGUUCGGCCUAUCUCUGUGUGUACCUUUCCUUUCAGAAAAAAAUAGGUUUGUAACUGGACACAUGUUUGUGGUUGUGAUAUGUUCAAAUACUAACAGUUUAAAGAUCAUGUUUUCGAAAGAAAUGCUGAAAAUAUUAACUGUGCUUGCUAAAGGGGUCUCCUUUCAAUCAGCACGUAAGUAAGUACACUGCAAUUGUCAAUCAGCCAAUAAACAAAUUGCACAAUUCUA
This is a messenger RNA of Oncorhynchus mykiss (rainbow trout), 4268 nucleotides long. RefSeq names its product next to BRCA1 gene 1 protein. Gene Ontology annotation, cellular component: phagophore assembly site. The record is from RefSeq and is a predicted model, not a curated record. Lineage: Eukaryota; Metazoa; Chordata; Actinopteri; Salmoniformes; Salmonidae. Gene Ontology annotation, biological process: macroautophagy. Gene Ontology annotation, molecular function: ubiquitin binding.